Messenger RNA from Cornus florida, 972 nucleotides. RefSeq names its product GDSL esterase/lipase 3-like. Gene Ontology annotation, molecular function: hydrolase activity, acting on ester bonds. The record is from RefSeq and is a predicted model, not a curated record. NCBI's taxonomy places the organism in Eukaryota, Viridiplantae, Streptophyta, Magnoliopsida, Cornales, Cornaceae. The coding region runs from base 1 to 972 and encodes 323 amino acids. The transcript is spliced from 5 exons.
AUGGAAGAUGAAAUUUAUGUAAUUGAGAAGAACAAGACUUGGGAGUUAGUAGAGAAGCCGGAAGACAAAGAUGUGAUUGUGGCUCGUCUUGACACAAUUAGAGCACUCAUUGCCUUGGCGGCUCAAAAUGGUUGGUCCUUGUAUCAACUUGAUGUAAAAUCAGCCUUCUUGAAUGGUGUUUUGAAAGAGGAUGUCUAUGUAGAAGAACCUCAAGGCUUUGUUGCAAAAGGAGAAGAAGAGAAAGUUUACAAAUUAAAGAAGGCUUUGUAUUGCCUAAAACAAGCACCCCGGGCAUGGUAUAGUGAGAUUGAUUCUUACUUCAUCAAAAAAGGCUUUCAAAGGAGCAAAAGUGAGCCAACCUUAUACUACAACACACAAGAUAAAACUGGGAUUCUUAUUGGUUCUCUUUAUGUUGAUGAUUUGGAAAUAUACAAUAAAGGAGGAAGAAAAUUUGGAUUUCAAAAUGCAGGACCUUUGGGUUGCAUACCGGGGACCUUGAAACGCGAAAAUAGCAGUGAGUGUGUUCAAAAUAACUCUGCAAUGGCAAAACUACACAAUAUAGCUCUGUCUAAAGCCCUCCAGAAGUUAGAGAGUGAGCUACAUGGAUUCAAGUAUUCAAUAUUUGAUUACUACACUUCGCUCAGCCAAAGAGUGAACUACCCUUCAAAAUAUGGAACGGUCUGGAAAGGGUUAGAUGUAUAUGGUCUUACCCCCGCACGCAGAGGCUAUUUCUGUUUCAAGGAAGGGAAGAUAGCAUGUUGUGGCAGCGGGCCUUUUAGGGGAGUCAAUAGCUGUGGAGGAAAAAGAGGAGUGAAGAAGUAUCACUUGUGCAGGAAUCCUAAUGAACAUGUGUGGUUUGACUUUGCGCAUACCACGGAAAGAGCUAAUCAGCAAUUAGCACAGCUAACGUGGAGAGGAGUUCCUAAUGUCACUGGACCUUAUCACAAUGUGAAAGCACUAUUUGAAAUGUAA